Messenger RNA from Colletotrichum truncatum, 2808 nucleotides. Its product is annotated as DNA mismatch repair protein. NCBI's taxonomy places the organism in Eukaryota, Fungi, Ascomycota, Sordariomycetes, Glomerellales, Glomerellaceae. Gene Ontology annotation, molecular function: mismatched DNA binding; ATP binding; ATP-dependent DNA damage sensor activity. Gene Ontology annotation, biological process: reciprocal meiotic recombination; mismatch repair. The record is from RefSeq and is a predicted model, not a curated record. Gene Ontology annotation, cellular component: nucleus.
AUGGAUAAGCAGCCACCAACUGCGAGUUCUAGAAGAUCUGUGGCGUCGUUUCGUACAACACAGACUUAUACGCCCAAUAUUUCCAGAGAGUCUUCCCCAUACUUCUGUACGCCGACCCAAGGUCUCAAAAGCAUUCGUUCCAACCCGAGUAGGGCCACAUAUUUGACCAUCACCCCACAAGCCUCCUCUCCUGUGGAGAUUACAUCCACUACUGAACCAACCUCAAGCUACGAUUACGAUGAUACGUCAAGUCAGAGCACUCAAACCCCUCAGGAGCCCUCACAAUACUCCUUUGUCAGUCGGCCAGGCACGUCUCAAACCAGCCGUACGACACGCUUAUCUCUGCCAGAUAGCGAGAACCACAAGAUCGUAUGCGCUCUGAGUGAGGCUCGUGGAGUUACUCCAUCUGUCGGGAUGGCAUCUAUCAACUCUUCCACCGGCGAGGUCAUUCUUAGCCAGAUUUCCGACAGCAAGUUCUUUACGCGGACAAUCCAUAAGCUUCAGAUAUUGGAACCCUCCAUCAUCUUGAUCGUUGCUUCAAGCUGCCCACCGAAUCCUAAAUCGCGACUGUACAGCCAUGUUGAGGAGAACAUGCCCGGAAUAAAGAUUGCUCCCUUUGAUCGACGCUACUGGUCAGAAAUGGAAGGAAUAGACCGCAUCGAUGCAUGUGCAUUCCGGGAGGAUGCAGCGGCUAUCAAAGUUGCUCUCAAUGGAAGCUAUUAUGCCACUUGCUCGUUUGCAGCCGCCAUAAGCUUUUUAGAGACUCAAUAUUCGUUGCGGAUCUUCCCUAAUUCCCUUCGUGUAAGGUACCAGCCGUGCGAAGAUACAAUGAUGAUUGACGUGUCCACCAUCAUCUCCAUUGAAAUCCUUCAAAACUUGGGCAACCCUCGGUCAAAAGACAGUCUCCUCGGACUCCUCAAACAGACUCGCACGCCAAUGGGCGCCCGGUUACUUCGGAGCAACCUCCUUCAGCCUUCCACACUAAAGGAGCUAUUCAUUGAUCCCAGAUAUGACGCAGUGGAGGAGCUUCUACAGUGCCAAGACAUAUUCAUCGAGGUCAGAAAAGCUCUUAUAGCUUUUCCUGACGUCGAAAGGAUGUUGACCCAGCUUGUCAUCGUACCACGUCAACCGACAGUAGCCGGCACGGAGUCUCUCAUGAACAACAUCCUCAAGGUCAAGACCUUUGUGGAUGCAGUGCCCAACUUAUACGAGGCUCUGAGUUCGGCCACAUCACCUCUUUUGCUGAAGAUUCUACAACUUCUCCGCCCUCAUUUUUACACCCCUGUCAGAGAUAUGAUAUAUCAGACCAUACAUCAGGAUGUUUCAUAUUCCAAGCGCGCUCUUGAUCAAAGAAACCAAAGAACAUUUGCCGUCAAGUCUGGUGUGAACGGUCUGUUGGAUGUUGCUAGGCAGACCUACAAAGAAAACACUGAGGAAGUCCACAAGCACGUUUCUCAACUUUAUGAGGAAUAUGGCAUUGAAGCCAAAAUCCAAUAUGACUCCAGACGUGGCUACAGCCUUCGUGUUCGUGAAGUGGAUUUUGAAGAUCGCUCGAUCCCUGCUAUUCUGGUCAAUCGAACUACUCGAAAAGGUACCAUCGAAUGCACAACCAUACGUCUCAAACAACUUAAUCAGCGGAUCACCGACUCUACCUCUGAAGUCAUCAUGCAGAGUGACCAAAUCAUUCAGGAUCUCACAGACAGCAUUAGGACCCAAAUUGCCCCGCUGUAUCGCAUGUGUGAGUCAAUUGCUCUCCUAGAUAUGUUGGCCUCCUUCGCUCAAGCCAGUUCAAUCUACGAUUGGGUACGGCCCUGCAUCUCGGAUACACUAGCCCUGGAGGCCGCAAGACAUCCAAUCUUAGAUAAGAUGUUGAAAGAAGAAUGCGUCCCCAACGACUAUUACGCAUCCGAUGACUACCGUUUUCAAGUUAUUACCGGCUGCAACAUGAGUGGCAAAACCAUCUACAUAAAGAGCAUCGCAAUGCUUCAGAUCAUGGCGCAGAUCGGAUGCUUUGUACCGGCAAAAAGCGCCAACUUUCCCAUUAUCCACAGUAUCUUUGCCCGAGUAUCAAUCGAUGACAGGAUGGAAUCUAACCUGUCUUCCUUUUCUCUGGAAAUGCGGGAGAUGGCUUUCAUUCUACGCAAUGUCAACAAUAAGAGUAUGGUCAUUAUUGACGAGCUUGGUCGAAGCACCAGCACCCAAGAUGGACUCGGCAUUGCAAUAGCUAUGGCAGAAGCCCUAGUCCAAAGUCGAGCGUUGGUUUGGUUCACCACACAUUUUGCGGAACUAGCCGACGUUCUCAAUGACCGUCCGGGAGUGCUGAAUCUGCAUCUCGCAAGCGAUAUGUCAACCACGGAAAAUGGAAAUCCAAAAUUGACCAUGACAUACAAGGUUGAGUCUGGCAAAGUGGACCAGAUCCUGUACGGUAUCACCCUUGCAAAGGCUAUGGGGUUCCCACAAAGAUUUCUAGAGGUAGCAGAGCAUGUUUCUCUUUCCAUCCGAGAAAAACGGUUGAGAAACCAGCAGAGCUCGAAAGCAAGAAAGAUCAUCAGUGAACGCAAGCUGAUCCUCAACUUACAUGCGCAACUGAAGCAAGCACACCAAUCUGAUAUGGAUGAUGAGACGCUACUGAGCUACUUGAAGCGUCUUCAAGCUGAAUUCAUCGAGCGCAUGUCAGCACUUCAUGAUGGAGAGAAUCAUGUCACAGAGACCGGUACUGGCAACUCUGAAAUUGAAGAUAAUGCUACAUAUGAAGACGAUGAUGUUUUUGAUGCUAUGGAUGUGGAGACACUCUCUCUAGGAGGCUGA